Molecule: messenger RNA, 1296 nt
Organism: Durusdinium trenchii
Lineage: Eukaryota; Dinophyceae; Suessiales; Symbiodiniaceae
Source: the annotation of a GenBank genome assembly
AUGCUCAGCCCACGCAGCCCGCACGCGCGGGGCGCUGCCGCGCGUGCGGCGCGCGAGACGCUGGGCUGCUGUGUCGGGCGGCGGAGCAUCGCUGGCAUCCCACGGGAGGUGGUGGUGGCCAGUGCAGCGCGGACACCCAUAGGCGCCUUCUGUGGUGCCCUGUCGCUCAUGCCCGUGCAUCGCUUGGGUGCCGCGGCCCUGGGCGCCGCCGUGCGGCGGGCGGGGCUGGAACCACACGAGGUGGAGAUGGUGCUGAUGGGCCAUGCGAUGACGGCCGGCUGUGGCAGCCACACGGCGCGCCAGGCGGCCCAUGCGGCCGAGCUGCCGGCGACGGUGGACUGCACGGGCGUGAACAAAGGCUGCGCGUCUGGGCUGAAGGCGAUCACCUUGGCGGCUCAGGCGAUUGCCAUGGGGCAGGUGGAUGUGGCGCUCUGUGGAGGCAUGGAGAGCAUGUCGCAAGUGCCCUACUUUCUCCGCCAUGCACGGCGGGGAGGAUAUCACUAUGGCCACGGGACCUUGGAAGAUUCCGCACUGUCCGAUGGGCUCUGGGAUGCCACCAGCAAUUGCCAUCUGAGCAGCUGCGUGGAGCACACCGUGGAGGAGUUGGGCCUGAACCGUGCCGCACAGGACCGCUAUGCGCUGGAGAGUUAUGCGAAAGCGGCCAAGGCUUGGCAACAGGGCGCCUUUGAUUUGGAAGUGGCACCCGUGAGGGUGAAGAACCCCGCGGCCGAGCGCGACGCCAUGGAGAAGCGCUCCAUCAUCAUGAGCGUGGAUGAGGAAUAUUCUCGAAUGAAACUGGAUCGGAUGGCCCAAGCACCGCCCAUCUUCCAGGAAGAUGGCACCAUCACCGCAGCCAACGCCUCGUCUCUGAACGACGGCGCCGCCGCGCUGGUCUUGAUCAGUGAGCCGCGCGCCAGGGACCUGGGCAUUACCGGUCUGGCACGCAUUUGCGCCUUCGCGGACGCCGCGGUGGAGCCGCGGCACGUGGCCAAGGCACCGGCGGCGGCGAUUGGCCGUGCACUCUCCGCGGCGCGGAUGAACACCGUGAACUUCUAUGAGAUCCACGAAACCUUCAGCGCGGUGGCUUUGGCCAACAUGCAGCUCUUGGACUUGGAUCCCUCGCGGGUGAACGUCAACGGCGGCGCUGUGGCGCUGGGGCACCCCAUUGGCGCCUCGGGUGCGCGCAUCGUGGCCACCCUGCUGAGUGUCCUCACCCAGCAGGACGCGACCACCGGUUGCGCGGCCAUUGGCAACGUGGGCGGGGGAGCGACUGCCCUGGUGCUUGAUCGUCGGUGA